AUGUAUGCCGAUGCACGCACGGGUGGGGUCGGAUCGACGAGCCGCACGGGGUGGAGUGCGGUGAAUGCUGCCGGCGACACUGCCGCUGUGGGGUACGGAAGUCAGGCGUCGCUACGAGCGAUCUUGGACUCGGCUGUGCGUCGAGAGGAGGCAGUGUCGAUGGAGCAGCUGGGAGUGGGGCCGCACCGCAAGCCGCGUACCUUUGCGAGUCUGUACGACGUGGUUGCGCGCAUCAUGUGCACACCCACCACCGACGAAGCUGAAGAGAUAGAUCCGACUCGACCUCGAUACGUAUCGUUUGACGAGCUGCUCAGCACCACACACACCAUCGAAUCGCCUCACAACGUCGACGACCAAGAAGCCGAGCUUACGGGGCAGAUGGAGCGACAGAGGAGGAGCAAGAGACCCCGCGGGGGGCCCAGCUUCACCAAGCGCGUCAAACCGGUGGCGAGACCGGUUAAGCUCUGCCCGCGCUUUGCACGCACGCCUCUUCCCGACUGGCCUGCAUCGUCGGCUGAGGAGUCUUCGGCGGAAUCGUCCAGCUCGAGUGGAAGACUUCGCCUUUCGCAUUUGCAGCCGUUCCUGCGCGAUCUGGCGCUGCUGUACGACGACGACGAGGAUGAAGACGAGGACGAAGAUGAAGACGAGUGA
Messenger RNA from Moesziomyces aphidis, 651 nucleotides. Lineage: Eukaryota; Fungi; Basidiomycota; Ustilaginomycetes; Ustilaginales; Ustilaginaceae. The record is from the annotation of a GenBank genome assembly.